Erythranthe guttata (spotted monkey flower) is the source of this 1357-nucleotide messenger RNA. RefSeq names its product Dof-type zinc finger DNA-binding family protein. Gene Ontology annotation, biological process: regulation of DNA-templated transcription. Gene Ontology annotation, molecular function: DNA-binding transcription factor activity; DNA binding. NCBI's taxonomy places the organism in Eukaryota, Viridiplantae, Streptophyta, Magnoliopsida, Lamiales, Phrymaceae. The record is from RefSeq and is a predicted model, not a curated record.
UUCAAACCCCGUCAACCAAAACGACUUCUCAUAACUUGGUCACCUGCUCCUUGUCUUCUAACUAUUUGUUUGAAAGGAUUCUCUCUCUCUCUCUCUGUCUCUCUUAAUUUCUGGGUGUAUUUGUAUGUGGAACUAAUUAAGAGAUCAAACCUACUGUGAGAGAAGAUCAUGACUCAUCAAUGGCCACAGAACCAGAACCAGAUACAGCAGAUAAAUGAUCAGAAAAGUAUGAUAGAUUCAUCAUCAGCUGCAUCAGUACCAAAUAACAAUAAAGUUAUGGAAAAAACAGAUCCUCCACCACCACCUCCGCCGCAGCAGCAGCAACUGCCGCCGCCGCCGCAUCUAAAGUGCCCGCGCUGCGAUUCGGCGAACACCAAAUUCUGCUACUACAACAACUACAGCUUGUCUCAGCCGAGACACUUCUGCAAAGCUUGCAAGCGUUACUGGACUAGAGGUGGGACACUCAGAAACGUCCCCGUCGGCGGUGGUUGCCGGAAGAACAAGAAGCUCCGUCGCCCGUCGUCCAGCGCCGGCGGUGGUAGUGGUGGAGGAAUAACCACCUCCGCCGCUAAACAUAGUAGUGCUCAACAUCAUCAACAGAUAGAUCUGUCGUCGUCGUCGUCCCGGCCACAUGCUUCGAACUAUAUGAUGAGUAACAACAACAGUAAUACGUCGUCGUUUUAUCCAAUUGAGCUGAACUUUCCAUUUUCAAGCUACAGUACUAAUUCAGCGGCUAGGGUUUCUUCAGACAACAAUAAUAAUACAGGUGCUGGAUUAAUAUUCGAUCUUCCACAAACUCAUGAGAGCAGCCUUGGAAUAUUAGGGUUUUCAUCUGGUCUGAACAUGGCGGCAGCAGCAAUUGACGAAGACUACAAAAAUGGCGGGUUCAGCAGGCAAUUAAUCCAAUCAUCGUCUGGUAAUAACAACUACAAUUCAGUAUUGUUCGGAUCUUCAAGCUCAACAAUGGCUUCCCUGCUAGCUUCAACCCUUGAACACCAGAAAUUCGGUAUCACUGAUUCAUCUCCUCAUCCUAUUAAUAAUUAUGAUAAUGAGGAUAAUACCCACCUUUCAAUAAACAGGUGGAAUCCAAAUAUUAAUAACGAACAAAUGAUGAUUAAUAACAAUUCUUCUGAUCCGGCAGCUUCUUCUUCUUCAUCACUUGUAUGGAACACAAGUAGUAGUAAUAAUAACAACGUUGGUUCUUGGUUUGACCCUUCGAACAUGGCUCCUUCUUCUUCAGUCCCUUCUCUCAUUUAAUUUUCUUUUCUUCAUCUCCUGCAUCUCCCUCUCUCAUUAACUUUGGUCCUUUGGUAGAGGGGUUUUUAGUUCAGUUUUUUUGUUUUCCAAUUUCUCUCUC